Mesorhabditis belari is the source of this 2034-nucleotide messenger RNA. NCBI's taxonomy places the organism in Eukaryota, Metazoa, Nematoda, Chromadorea, Rhabditida, Rhabditidae. The record is from the annotation of a GenBank genome assembly.
AUGACACCACUCGGCUCCGGUUUGAUGUCGACGAUUCAAGGCGGCACGGCAAGCAGCAUUUUGGGACCCGGAAUGAUGAGCACUCUUGGCGGACUUCUCACCCCGGGCACACGAUCUGGCAUCAAAACGGGCGCCUCCGCAACACUUGAUCUGAACAAAAUUGGACAAGCCCGUAACAAGAUCAUGGACAUCAAACUGAAUCAGGUUUCCGACUCGGUGAGCGGACAAACAAACGUCGAUCCAAAGGGUUACCUCACCGAUCUCCAAUCGAUGAUUCCACAACACGGCAGCGAUAUAAAUGACGUAAAGAAGGCACGAAUGUUGCUGAAGAGUGUGCGGCAAACGAAUCCCCGGCAUCCGCCUGCUUGGAUCGCGUCGGCUCGUUUGGAAGAAGUCGUCGGAAAGUUGCAGGUGGCGAGAAAUCUCAUUAUGGAGGGAUGCGACAAUAAUAAGGACAACGAGGAUAUUUGGCUAGAAGCUGUUCGACUCCACCCACCAGAUGUCGGCAAGUCAAUCGUUGCCACUGCUGUUGGUCAUAUGCCGAAUUCGGUCCGCAUUUGGAUGAAGGCCGCCGACUUGGAGAUCGAUGAGAGAGCGAAGAAAAAGGUAUUCCGCAAAGCCCUUGAACAAAUCCCGACCUCGGUCAAGUUGUGGAAAGCGGCCGUAUCACUUGAAGCGCCUGAAGAUGCGCGAAUUCUCCUCACUCGUGCCGUCGAAUGUUGCAGUGCAAGCACUGAGUUGUGGCUGGCCCUGGCACGUCUUGAGUCGUAUGAUAACGCUAGAAAGGUGCUGAACAAGGCUCGGCAACACAUCCCCACUGAGCGCCAAAUCUGGUUGUCGGCUGCUCGAUUGGAAGAAACAAGAGGACAAAAGGAUAUGGUUGAACGAAUCGUUUCAAAGGCUCUCACUUCACUGCGGGCCAACGCUGUCGAAAUCAAUCGCGAUCACUGGCUGAAAGAUGCGGUCGAUGCGGAACGUGCCGGAUGUGCGAUGACUUCGCAAGCUAUUAUCAAAUCGAUUCUUGGAUAUGGUAUUGAAGAUGAGGACAAGAAAGCUACGUGGCUUGAAGAUGCGAAGAAUUUCUCCGAUCAAGGAGCUUUCAUUUGUGCUAGAGCCGUUUUCGCUUAUGCAUUGGGCGAGAUGCCGAAUCGUCGCAGUCUUUGGCAUGCAGCUGUUGUUUUUGAGAAAGAUCACGGAACUCCAGAUGACUACGAAGAAAUGCUGAAGCAAGCCUGCGAGAAAGCGCCACAAAGCGAGGAAUUCUGGCUGAGACACGCGAAGAGUCGUUGGUUGAGAGGACACGUCGAGGACGCCCGCGGCAUCUUGGCUAAGGCAUUCGAGCACAACCCGAACUCGGAACAAAUUUGGAUGGCCGCCGUUAAAUUGGAAUCGGAAAACAAUCACUUCGAACGGGCUCGUCGGUUGUUAGAAAGAGCUCGAGGCAAGGCUCCAUCGGCGCGAAUCUGGAUGAAAUCUGCGCAUCUCGAGUGGUGCCUCGGAGAGACCGACAAAGCUUUGAUGUUGCUGAAAGAGGGCAUUGAGAAAUACUCGGAUUUCUCUAAAUUUUAUAUGAUGAUUGGUCAAAUCUACGCACAAACGCAGAAUUAUAAUGAAGCUCGCAAGAUUUACACUGAAGGAGUAAAGAAAUGCCCACACGCCAUCCCGAUUUGGAUUCUUUUGUCGCGCUUGGAGGAGUCACAAAAUCAAGUGGUCAAGGCAAGAAGUGAUUUGGAGAAAGCCAGGAAUAGGAACCCUCGCAACGAAGACUUGUGGCUUGAGUCGGUUCGCAUCGAGACACGCGCCGGUUUGAAAGAGUUGGCUAGGGAGAGAAUGGCUCGAGCGCUUCAGGAAUGCGAGCAAUCGGGUCGACUUUGGGCGGAAGCCGUUUGGAUGGAGGAACGCCACGGGCGGAAACAAAAAUCAUUGGACGGGUUGAAGAAAUGCAACCACUCUUCGGAUAUGCUUGUUGCGACCGCCAAAUUGCUUUGGUCGGAGAGGAAGAUGAAAAAGGUGAGCACAUUUUUAAGCACAGCC